Messenger RNA from Cynara cardunculus var. scolymus (artichoke), 801 nucleotides. RefSeq lists its product as uncharacterized. The record is from RefSeq and is a predicted model, not a curated record. NCBI's taxonomy places the organism in Eukaryota, Viridiplantae, Streptophyta, Magnoliopsida, Asterales, Asteraceae. The coding region runs from base 131 to 610 and encodes 159 amino acids. The transcript has 2 exons.
AAAGGAGUCGAAACUACAAAACAUGUUUAGGUGUUUUCUACAAAAGAUCGAGAAAGGUUUUCGGUGGAUUCUUCUACUGAGAGUUUUCAUGAAUUAAAACAGGUUGCAAUCUCGGUUCUCUGUCUUCUUGAUGGUUCGCAAAAGUUAUAGGGCUGCUGAAACAGUGGCUAAAUCUUUCAAUGCUGACAAGUACCUGAAGAAAAUAGGGCUGGGAAAGGAGGACUAUUACUUCUGGAAGCAAAUAGGAAAAGCACUUGUAUGCACAUACACAGUUUUUGGUGCCAUGUGGUUGUUCAAUGAAACAUCCCCACUUGGUUGGUGGACACUGAAACCAGUACCCAAAGAAGAGAAAGAACUGGCUCACCUCUAUCAGCGAAUCAAUUAUCCAUACCCAGGUGACGAAGAGGCCAUGACUGAGUUCAUCGCAAAAGGUGGGAUGAUCGGGACCAUGGUUAGCGCCAAAGGGACUAUAGAAAUGGACUCAGGUCCUGCAAAUUAUCAGAAGCAGUUGCAGAAAGAGAAGUUUGAUCAGGAAGCACUUAAGCUGUGGUUGAGGAUGAAGAAUGAAGUUGUUCAAGAACUUCAGGAGAAAGGAUAUGGGAUUGAGUGAAACUCUAUAUCUGCAAUUGAUGCUACAAGUAUAAUAAUGUUGGAUCAAACUAAUUUUAACACUGUUGAUGGUAUGCUUGUGUUGAUGUUUGAUUGCAUAUAUCUUUUUGUACGAUAAACGUUGAAAUGAUGUUUUAAAACAUGUAUUAUAUAAGUGGAUAAGUAAGUAACCACAACAAGUUUUGAAAUGUG